Molecule: messenger RNA, 1306 nt
Organism: Colletotrichum phormii
Lineage: Eukaryota; Fungi; Ascomycota; Sordariomycetes; Glomerellales; Glomerellaceae
Product: S-adenosyl-L-methionine-dependent methyltransferase
Exons: 1
Coding region: 91-1107 (338 amino acids)
Molecular function (GO): methyltransferase activity
Source: RefSeq, a predicted model, not a curated record
UCCCGUCAAUUGAAUCAAUUACAAUCUAGUACCUUUGACUAUUAGCCUCUGAUUCCAUCUACUCAUUGAAACGCCUAGAGUUAUCUCAAGAUGCAACAACAAGCAGAACACCUGCCCAUUGAGGCAGACGACUCCGGAAUUGACGGCGCCUCCUCGGUCGGGGGACUCUCAGCAGACGAAUCUAGCGCGUCGCUGAGAUCAAGCAUACUGGAUUACCGCCGCGAGAACGGUCGCACCUACCACCGCAUGAGCGACGGCAAAUACGCCUUCCCGAAUGACGCGCGAGAGCAAGAUCGCCUAGACAUGGUCAACCACAUCUGGAUGCUGAUCCUGGACAACGCCUUUUGUCUGUGCCCCAAGAACGACGGCUCUACAGCCAAGAGAGUACUUGACCUCGGCACCGGGACGGGAGUCUGGGCUCUUGAUUACGCCGAGACGUUCCCUGAAGCGACUGUUCUCGGCGUCGACCUCAGUCCCAUUCAGCCGGGAUUCGUCCCUCCCAACUGCAGCUUCGAGGUCGACGAUUUGGAAAAGGAGUGGACCUGGUCCAAGCCCUUUGAUUUCAUCCUCGGUCGGAACAUGAAUGCGAGCUUCUCGGACUGGGACAAUGUCAUAAAGCAGGCGUACGACCACCUCGAGCCCGGCGGCUACUUUGAGAUUCAGGACAGUUGCUGGCCUCCCGUCUCUGACGACGGUACGCUCAGAAAGGACUCGGCGCUUGCGAAGUGGUCGGGUCUUUUGGUCGACGCCUGCAACAAGAUCAAUCGCCCAGUAGACAAGACGCUCGAGUUGCCGGGCAAGAUGGAAGCCGCAGGUUUCGAGGAGGUCGUGGUGACCCCGGUCAAGUUCCCGUCCUCCAACUGGCCCAAGGACAAAAAGCUUAAAGAGAUUGGUGACUGGAACCGAUCUAUGUUGGUGGGCGGCUUGGAGGGGAUGACUCUGGGGCUGCUUACCCGUUUCAUGGAAUGGACCAAGGAAGAGACGCUUGUGUUCUGCGCUGAGGUGAGAAAGGACUUGUUUGACACAAGCAUUCAUGCCUACUGGAAUGGUUAUGUCAUCUACGGACGGAAGCCUUUGAAGGCGGGCGAGGAGGAAAAUUUUAAUUGAAGCGUCAAAAAGAACGACGGUAAUGCCGAGGAAGACUGGGUGUGGCUUGAUUGAAGGAAGUAAUGAGAACAGAGUAUUUUCAAGUAUGGCGAAGUAGAGCCGGGCAUGUGACUCGGAUGAUGAUUUCGAAGCUAAUUUCCCUAUUGAGAAAUUGAGAAGCACUUCAAGUUCAUCGUCCAUCAAUAGAUGUAGCUCCCCG